This is a messenger RNA of Siniperca chuatsi (mandarin fish), 5095 nucleotides long. RefSeq names its product polycystic kidney disease 2-like 1 (gene pkd2l1). Gene Ontology annotation, molecular function: calcium-activated potassium channel activity; muscle alpha-actinin binding; calcium ion binding. The transcript is spliced from 15 exons. The record is from RefSeq and is a predicted model, not a curated record. Gene Ontology annotation, cellular component: membrane. Gene Ontology annotation, biological process: detection of mechanical stimulus; potassium ion transmembrane transport. NCBI's taxonomy places the organism in Eukaryota, Metazoa, Chordata, Actinopteri, Centrarchiformes, Sinipercidae. The coding region runs from base 150 to 2588 and encodes 812 amino acids.
AGCUCCUCCCUCAACAAAGGUGAUGUCAUCUACCCUUUAUAAUCACCUCUUAAGCAGGUGUUCAAAAGCUGCCUACACUACUCUGCUUCAUUUUCCUCUCUGAUCUAAACACCAGCAGUCCAUACAGAGAAACACGGGUGUCUAACAGCAUGAAGUGCCUAAACAACCGGGCCGACAGCCACCUGACCGGACAGGUGGAGUGCGAGUUGGAAAGCAUGGGCAACGGGGCCUGGGUGAACCAGGGCUUCUGUGGCUCUCCUCCGCCCCUGCCCCGAGCUGUCAGCACCAUCUACAAUCCCCAACCCCUCUUCCAGGGCUCCGUGGACAGCAUGUACAAACUGGACAACCCCGGCCCAUUCCCACAGGAACCACCAUCCACUGAACAAAGCCUGGUGAAGAAACAGAAAGGCUGCUGCUCUUUUAUCAAAGGCUUGUGGGGCACAACAUUGACUGAAAACACCUCAAACAACAGGGAACUGUUUGUCCGAACCACGCUACGAGAGUUACUGGUCUACCUGGUGUUCCUGGUGGAUAUAUGCCUCUUGACAUACGGUAUGACCAGUUCAAGCACCUACUAUUAUACUAAAGCCAUGACGGACCUGUUUGUGAACACAGCCGGUGAAAGUGGGGUUAGGUUUCAGUCCAUUAGCACCAUGGCUGACUUCUGGACUUACGCCCAGGGCCCAUUACUGGACGGCCUCUACUGGACUAAAUGGUACAAUAACGAGUCCCUGGACAGAGGAGACCAGUCCUUCAUCUACUAUGAGAACAUGUUGCUGGGAGUCCCCAGAAUGAGGCAGAUCAAGAUCAUGAACAACUCCUGCAAGGUCCACAAGGACUUCAAAGAUGAGAUCACAGGAUGUUUCGAUGUUUACAGUGAGAAGAAGGAGGAUGACCUUAGCUUCGGUCUCAUCAAUGGCACUGCCUGGACCUACCACACAGAGAAAGAAAUCAAAGGUUCCUCUCACUGGGGCUUGCUGACCACAUACAGUGGAGCGGGAUACUAUCAAGACCUGAGUCAGACCAAAGAGGACAGCACCAUCAUACUGACGGAACUGAUGGACAAUCUGUGGCUUGACCGAGGAACCAGAGCAGCCUUCAUUGACUUCUCCACUUACAACGCAAACAUCAACAUGUUCUGUGUCAUCAGGUUGGUGGUUGAAUUCCCGGCAACUGGCGGAGCGAUCCCUUCCUAUCAGAUAAGAACAGUCAAACUGAUUCGCUAUAUCACCCACUGGGAUUACUUCAUCCUCGGCUGCGAGAUGGUCUUCUGUUUAUUCAUCCUCUAUUAUGUUGUGGAGGAGAUUCUUGAGCUGCGAAUACACAAGUUCUCCUAUUUCAAAAGCAUCUGGAACAUACUGGAUAUUGUUAUCAUAAUGCUCGCCAUAGUUGCCAUUGUAUUCAAUAUUUUCCGAACCGUCAAAGUGGACAAAUUGCUUGGCAAACUGCUGGAACAACCUGGUAUCUACGCUGAUUUUGAAUUUCUGGCCUUCUGGCAAACACAGUACAACAACAUGAAUGCAGUGAACUUGUUCUUUGCGUGGAUCAAGGUUUUCAAGUACAUCAGUUUUAACAAGACCAUGACUCAGCUGUCCUCCACACUGGGUCGAUGUGCUAAAGAUAUCUUGGGCUUCGCCAUCAUGUUCUUUAUUGUGUUCUUCGCCUAUGCUCAACUUGGAUAUUUGCUCUUUGGGACAGAGGUUGAAUCUUUCAGCACCUUCGUCAAGUGCAUCUUCACACAGUUCAGGAUUAUUCUCGGAGACUUUGAUUACGAUGCCAUCGACCGUGCUAACAGAGUUCUUGGGCCAAUCUACUUUGUCACCUAUGUGUUCUUCGUUUUCUUUGUUCUACUGAACAUGUUUCUGGCCAUCAUAAAUGACACGUAUUCUGAGGUUAAGGAGGAGCUCUCAUCCCAAAAAGACGAGCUACAGAUUACUGACAUCAUCAAACAGAGCUAUAUGAAGACUUUUACGAAGUUGAAACUUAAAAAGGAGAAAAUAUCCGAUGUUCAGAAAGCGCUACGAUCUGGAUCUGGAGAAAUUGAAUUCAAGGACUUUAGAGAAACUCUGAAAGAGAUGGGACAUGCUGAUCAUGAAAUUUCUGCAGCCUUCUCACGGUUUGACCGUGAUGGGAACCAAAUUCUAGAUGAAGAUGAACAAGACAAGAUGAAAAUCGAGCUGGAAGAAAAAAGGGAUGCUCUUUGCGCUGAACUCAACAAUCUUGGAAUGACUUAUGGGAAAGAAUUACUAGAGAAGCCUCGUUUAACAUCUGAGGAGCAGAACCACCACUCCAGUCAUACAUUUGUAGAUCGGGAACAGUUUAUAAAACUGGCCAGACAGGUUCUCCACCUUGAAAGCUCUGUGGCAGGCAUCACAUCCAGGAUUGAGUUGAUUAUGGAGAAACUGGGAAUACAAGACAAAGCUGUAGGGGACGAAACGGCAGAGAAACUCACUGUGACCAAUAGUGAUAGUGAUGAAACUGCCACAGAUGGGAGCGUCCUGGUUUGUGUGGACAGAGGGACGAAGGCUGUGAUGUCAUCAAGGAAAAAUGCAGUUCGAACCAAUGCCACAUAUGACUGUCAUAUGUGAUUAACCUCUGAGAAGCAGAAUCAUAGGUUAUCUGGAAGUCAGCUGACACAUGAACGGGUCACACACCAACAAUAUUUUGUGCUUCACAACUUUCCAAUGUUCAAAGUCUGUUCAAUGAAAGGAUUCUUCAGGUUGAAAACAAAUAGGCGGUCAGAUCAACAAUAAACUACUGACAGUAUGACAUGGCAAUAUGCAACACUUUGCUUCAGCUGUUACUAAGUUACAGCCACUCAUUUCAUGGAAAUAUGUAAAUACUGUAUAAAUACGUUUUUGAAAUUCUUUGCUUACUAGGUGACUGCACUAGAGCUAAUAUAAUAAACUGGUUAAAGUUUAAGCUCAGAUAUAUACAAUGUAUGUUGUAGAUGAGACCUGAAUGUAAAUCUACAUGUUAUUAGUGUUGUGUAAUACAAAUGUAUUUCAACAGUAGGUUAGAAAAAUAAAGUUGUGCAAUAUAAUCCAAUAUUAGGCAGUGCAUAUGCCACCUAACGUCUGACUAGGUGAAUGCUUGCUUUGCUUUAGCCAUUUCAUGUUUAUGAAUGUUCAAGUUCUAUUACAGUGUCUCAAAAGCUCUCAGCCCCUUGACUUGUUUGCAGUUUAGUGAGAUGUAUUUACAAAAUCUUUUUUUUAUCUUUAUAUGUAAUACAUGGUUCAAUAAUUAUUCAUCAACUUUGCCUACUUCCUGAGCUGCCAACACUUCAUGUGUAACAGAGCCACCAAGUGAUCAAUGGCAGCGUCUACGGCACCGUCAUUAAAAACAUAUUUCCAAAAUACAAAAUAAUUGGAUCUGGGAUGUAUUAUCCCAGUGGACUGGAUGUUUUAAAAAAAUGUGUUUGUCAUAAUUCAGGUUUCAUACUACCCAACAUUACUGCAAACAAAAAGGAUAAAAAAGGUCAAAAUACUUGCUGCUGGGCACCCCAGUAGUUCACCUGGUAGAGCGCGUACCAUUAAGACUGGAUCUGUACCGCAGCGGCCCGGGUUCGAUUCCAACAUACGGCCCCUUUGCUUCAUGUCAUCCCCUCUCGCUCUCCUGCCUUCCCUGUCUAUCUCUGCAGCUGUCACAGUCAAAUAAAGGCAAAAAAUGCCCUAAUUUAAAAAAAAAAAUUAAAAAAAAUUAAGCGGUGACUCCCUACCUGUUAAGCUGUUAAGUCCAAAUACAGUAUGUGUCCAUUCCUUGUUAUUUACUAUUUUCCAUCAUUGCUAAGCAAGAGUUUUGUGCGAAAGGAAUCAAAGGUCUGUCCCAAAUAUAGGCAGGUUGAGUUCAGUGACUGAAGCAAAUAAAAGCCCAAGCUAUUAAUUUAAGUUUUACGGUAAAUAUGUAAUUUACUGCGACUGGUAGAAUUGCUGAAAAGACAAUUUUAACAUUGAAUGUAUACUUUGCUGUCAGAAUUUCUGUUCUGAAUUCUGUGUCUAAUAAAUGUACUGAACGACCAGGUUCGAAUGUUUCUUUAUUAGAAGUGACUUUUUCCGUUUAUAUGGAAAAUUGAUUUCAUCCUUUAUUAUUACAAAUCACUUCUGUAGUUCAACUUAGAUGUAUUACUGUCAAAAGCAAAUUUCCAUUACAUUCAGUAUUUUAGGCAACAAAUAUAUUACAUGUCAUAAGCGUGCAGUUCAAGCUGAAACAUCACCUGCUUCCUGCAACUUUCUGAAAAUGGCACACAAACUUAAAAAUGGGAAAAUCCACAUUGGAAAAGAAUUUAGAUUUGUAAUGGAGCCUCUGCAAAUAACACAAAGUUUGAAUUUACUAAAACAUCAAUUAAGGCUUAUUCAUAAAUUAUAUUACUGAAAUGUAAUGAUGGCAUUUCAUUUUAUAACAUUCUACCUAGAGUAUGUACAUUAUUUAUUCAGUUUCAUGAAGGUUUGUGAUCAAGGUUUCUAUUUACACUCUCAGCCAACAUGACCCUGUUUAGUUACACGAACACCCCCCGACUCUAAUAAACAAACAAACAAAAAUAUUAUUAGUUUGUUGGCUAGUACAACAGGAAAAGGAGAGUGAGCUUACAAGGAGUGUAAUACACUGUACAGAAUGGCACAUAUGCAAAUAAAAUCCAAAUGGCAGGACAUCAUUGUGAAAUCCUCUUGUCACAAUUUGCCAGUGAUUUUUUAAAUAGUUACCUGCAAUAUAUGAUAAUAUUGUGCAAAUACUGAGAAAAUUCUGAAUACACUAAGGGGCAGAAAAUGUGCCCGGUGCCCUGACAAAUCAAUAGCAUAUUUAGGAAACCUUCCACUUUCAAUGGAACAAAAAUAAAAUAAAACAAUCCCAAUUUAUAGUAAGCCUAAAACUUUAGACAAUUUGUCUUUGCACAAGUGGGUGACUAAAGUACAGCAUUUUGAAAGAUGUAAAACAUGAUGCAAUAUGAUUAGGGGCUGGUUUUGGUGCUAAAUUAUGUCUAAGGUUCUUCGCAAACACUCACAAACAUUAGAAAGAAAUGACUAUAAAUUAACUAAGGUUAUUAAGAGGAAGGAAGGAGGAAGAAAAUACUUAAGAUUCAAUAUUUUUUAUAGGAAAC